AUUACACAGUAAAUGGCAUUUUUUUUACAUAUUCUAGCGAAACCAAAUCGAAAUAUCUGUGUUACAGAGAAACUUGACAACGUCCUCAAACAGGAUUUUCCUUUAGAAUUUGUUAAUGAAACUGAGGAAAGUUAUAUGGUCACUAUAAACAAUAUAAGCAAAACUGUAAUACGAAAAGUAUCUAAAGGUCAAUCUGGCAAAGAUAGUUUAGAAGAUAACAUUUGCACCAAGGAAAAACCGAAUAACUAUGAAUCGAAAGUGCCUUAUGAUUCUAAACCCUGUUGUUCUUCAGUUGAAUCUGAAACUACUAUUGGAGGUGUUAUGGAUUCUGGAAAUUCAGAAAACAAUACGGGACGAAGCAAGCCCUUGGAAGCCGUGUUCACAGAAUCCAGCGAUGCUGGUGUGCAAACGAUAAAAGUAACUGUUGAUUUUGAAAAGCCAAAAACCACUUCGAAUGUUUCAGUUGAUAAAACUAAAAGCGGAAAGUCAACACCGCAACGGAAACUUCGUUCUCCCUGCAAAGAAAUGCCCAAGUUGAAGAUUCAAAGUUGUACUCCAGCAAGAGACGAACCGACCCGAUCAUGUAUUUCUCCUAGAGCUGUUCCAAUAUUUACUCCGAUCAUAUUUGACAUAAGUGAAACAAUAUGCCAAGAAUGUGCAAAUGCAAAUAUGGAUGAUUUUAUAAUGAAUAAUGGACCUCAAACUGAUGACUGUUGUAUGAGAUGUGGUAAGCCAACUCAGUCCUUACCCGAAAAUACCUUCGUAAUCAAACAAGAAGAUGCAACUUGGAAUAGCUUUGGAGAAACGCCAUUGAAGAAUGCAAUUGAAAGUGAGCACUUGCUUGAUGAAAUAGAAAAGAAAGAAUCAACAGAACUUGCUGCCCCCACAGAAAAUAACGCAGAUUCCGAAAAAAUUGAUCGUGGGCUCAUUACGGAAACUACUAUUACGCUGGAAGAGUUAGUUGACGACGGUUUGAUACAAACAAAGAUGUGUAGCAUUUUUACAGAAACAUCUGAUGACCUGACAGAAAUAUCUAACGAAGUUCCUGAACAAAAUCAAACACUUUCUUUUGAUGAAGAAACCAUCGAUAAAGUUGAAAAAAUUGAAAGCGAUGUUUCUUUUAAAGUUGAAAUGGAAAUAGACCAAUUAGCAGAUAUAAUUGUGAGCCAUAUACUGGACGAGGCUGCGGAGGAAAUUUCUGAAAAAGAAUUGACUGAUACCCUUGACAUGCAAAAAUCAUUUAAUGAAGUUCCUGAACAAAAUCAAACAAUUUUUUUUGAUGAAGAAACCAUCGAUGAAGUUGAAAAAAUUGAAAGCGAUGUUUCUUUCAAAGUUGAAAUGAAAAUAGAGGAAUUAGCAGAUAUAAUUGUGACCCAUAUACUGACCGAGGCUGCGGAGGAAAUUGAGGAAGAAUUGAUUAUUACCCUUGACACGCGAACAAUCGGAGGCAAUAACCAAGAAUCAGACAAUCCGAUGGUACCCGAAAAGUCCACUGAGAAUAACGGUAAGAGUGCUACGCUAGGUGUACUAUUAUCAAGAGAUAGUGACGGUCUAGUUGAGCCAAAGGCGUUAAGUGAACAAAAAAAUCCUGGAUCUAUAAUAUUUUAUGAAUUGAAAGAUGGAAAUCUUGUGUUCCCGCAAAGCCUCCGCGAAAGCUCGGUGCAAGGGUCGAACAAAACUCAAAAUAAAGAAAACGAAGACAAAACCAGAAGAUGAUAACUGGUUAAUUCUUUGAGCAGAUAUGAGCUGGUUGCUGUCAGAAUGCAUCGAUAUUUGUGGUUUGCGACAAUAUUCGUAACUUUAAUUUGUGGGCAGCAGUUUAUAGGUGAAGAAUAUUGUCAAGUUGUUA
Ceutorhynchus assimilis (cabbage seed weevil) is the source of this 1849-nucleotide messenger RNA. The record is from the annotation of a GenBank genome assembly. Lineage: Eukaryota; Metazoa; Arthropoda; Insecta; Coleoptera; Curculionidae.